AUGAAGCUAAAGGUGGUGUAUCGUAAGGUCUCUGAUUACAUACGUUACGAUCUCAAAGAAAUCAUCUUACCUUCAUCACUUCCUGAUCCUCCACACGUCGUUAAACACCGCAAAUUGACUUGGCACGAGCAGUUUCUCGUGUUGAAGGAAGCUACAAGGCUUUAUGGUGCAAGCUGGGUGAGAGACAUAGGUCCUGAGCUUCGUCCAAAUGAUUACAAGAAGCAUGGUGAUGCUGAACCUAAGAAACAAGCCAAAGAGACUGAGAAAGAGCCCUCUGUUUUAGAAGAUAUUGCGGUAGCUGCAAGAGGUGGAAUGGAGACUUUAAGGCCUGCGUUACAACGAGUGUACAUGACACGAGCUUCUAAUUACAAAGACGCUCUUUCAAGCUUUAUCAAAGGUUACCAUGAGGGUGUCCAGCAAGUUAUGCAUAGCAAACAAGAGUCUCAAGUCCCUAAAGAUCAUGAAUCGGACAAUUCUAAAAAAACUACCUGAUCAUUACUUGUUAGCUCCAAAAGUAGGAUACAUUAGUUUGAUGUGCGAGUUAUGCACUUUGCUACAUCUUUGGUUUAUUUGUUUGUGCCACAAGAAUCCAGAGAUUUCUAUCUACUAUGUAGUCCUUUGCGCAAAACCUAGCCUAUUUUUGAAGCCACUUCUAUCUUGUUGAAG
Molecule: messenger RNA, 666 nt
Organism: Eruca vesicaria subsp. sativa (arugula)
Lineage: Eukaryota; Viridiplantae; Streptophyta; Magnoliopsida; Brassicales; Brassicaceae
Source: the annotation of a GenBank genome assembly